Molecule: messenger RNA, 2788 nt
Organism: Entelurus aequoreus (snake pipefish)
Lineage: Eukaryota; Metazoa; Chordata; Actinopteri; Syngnathiformes; Syngnathidae
Product: solute carrier family 49 member 4-like
Exons: 9
Coding region: 246-1637 (463 amino acids)
Biological process (GO): transmembrane transport
Cellular component (GO): intracellular membrane-bounded organelle; membrane
Molecular function (GO): transmembrane transporter activity
Source: RefSeq, a predicted model, not a curated record
UCAGAUGACGGAGCGACGCCGCGACUUGAGCUCAUGCCACAAGGCGAGCCAAAAUGGCGGCUGAGUAGCUGUAGUUUCUCGAGCGGAAAUGCAAACACCCGUGCGCACGCGCACUUCAGUUCUGUACGCGUCGCUUUUGUUUUGGUCCUCGCCAGCCUGAGCCAGCCUGAGACAGACUGAGACAGCGUCCAUUCACCGCCGCGAAGGACGGCUUUCACCCUCGACCUGCUCCCGGCGUGUCCACCAUGGGUGCCGCGUCGAGCGCGGCCGCGGAGGCCGAGAGGCAGCCGCUUCUCGUGCCGUCCCACGCCGAGGCGAGAAGGCCGCCGGUCAUCAGCCGAGUGUUCGGCCGCAGAUGGCUGGUCCUGGGACUCUUCUCCACGCUGGCCCUCAUGCAGGGGAUGGUGUGGAACUUCUGGGGGCCCAUCCAGAACUCUGCCGUCCAGGCCUUCGGCUUCACCAAGUCCGACAUCGCCGUGUUGGUGCUGUGGGGUCCAGUGGGCUUCGUGCCCUGGCUGCUCUUCAUGUGGAUCAUGGACAAAAGAGGUCUGCGUGCGUCACUCCUCCUGUCGGCCUUCUUCAUGCUGCUGGGGGCGGUCCUACGCAGCAUUCCGCUGUCAGACCCGCCCCUCCGUCGCUGGUUCAUCCACGGGGGUCAACUUCUCAACGGUCUGGCCGGCCCCACCAUAAUGUGCGCCGGGCCCUUCCUGUCCACCACCUGGUUCGCCCCCGACCAGAGGGCCACCGCCACCGCCGUGGCCUCGCUCUUCUCUUACCUGGGCGGGGCCGUGGCCUACGUGGCGGGGCCUCUGGUGGUGCCCGCUCCCAACGGUACCACGGCCAUGACGGCAUCGGUGUCGGAGCAGUCCAUGCGGGACCAGAUCCAGCUGGUUCUGUAUGCAGAGCUGGCGAUUAUUGCCGUGCUGUUUGCCGCCGUCCUCCUCUACUUCCCCUCGCGGCCGCCCUUGCCCCCCAGUGUGGCCGCUGCCAGCCAGAGGCUGAGCUACAGGAGCAGCAUGUGCAGACUGCUCAGUAACCUGCGCUUUGUGAUGAUCGCCUUGGCCUACGCUGUCCCCACUGGUGUCAUUGCAGGCUGGCAGGGAGUCCUUGACAUGGUCCUGACACCUGCCAGAGUCAGCCAGGUGGACGCAGGCUGGAUCGGGUUCUGGUCCACGGUGGGGGGCUGUGUGUUCGGGGUGGCCAUGGCCAGGUUUGCAGACUCCAUCAGAGGAAUGUUGAAACUGAUCCUGGUUCUCAUGCUGGCUGGAGCUUCUCUGUCCUCCACCUGGUUCACACUCACCUGUCUGAGCAGCUACACUCACCUGCCCUCCACUGCAGCCAUCUUGUAUACGUCGUGCAUCCUGGUGGGCAUCUUCAUCAACAGCAGUGUUCCCAUCUUCUUGGAGCUCUUUAUUGAGACGGUCUAUCCUGUCCCUGAAGGCAUCACCUGUGGUGUCGUCACCUUCAUGGCCAACUUGUUCACUGGACUCAUGCUCUUCUUCCUCUCAUUCUACUGCACAGACGUGUCGUGGUUGAACUGGUGUGUGACGGGCUCCUGCAUCUUCAGCCUGGUGCUCCUCCUCUUCUUCAGGGAGUCGUACGACCGCCUCUACUUGGACGUCUUCGUGUCCGUCUGACUUGCUAGCGUGCUAGCAUGUUAGCAUGUACAUACUUUAAAAGGGACUUCCUGUUUUUAACUCUCAAAGAUGGCUGACAACCUCCAGCAGCCAAUCAGCACGCAGCAAAAGACACUUUUUAAAAGAAUUCAUGUGUGUCUGUUGCCAUGGUGAUCUGUGAUGUCACUUUUAAGCUAACAGCUAUUUUUACUGACGCUCGCUAGCUGGCCAGUAUUUAUUUUCAGUCUGGAUGAGAAGAUGGUGUGGUGUGGUGUGGUGUGGACGCUCAGACACGCCAAGAGAAGAUCAGAGAGGAUGGUGUGGACACUCUUGAGAAGAUGGUGUGGACACUCUGAGAAGAUGGUGUGGACACUCAGAGAGGAUGGUGUGGACGCUCUGAGAUGAUGGUGUGGACGCCCUGAGAUGAUGGUGUGGACACUCUGAGAAGAUGGUGUGGACGCUCUGAGAUGAUGGUGUGGACGCCCUGAGAUGAUGGUGUGGACACUCUGAGAAGAUGGUGUGGACACUCUGAGAAGAUGGUGUGGACACUCAGAGAUGAUGGUGUGGACGCUCUGAGAUGAUGGUGUGGACGCCCUGAGAUGAUGGUGUGGACACUCUGAGAAGAUGGUGUGGACGCUCUGAGAUGAUGGUGUGGACGCCCUGAGAUGAUGGUGUGGACACUCUGAGAAGAUGGUGUGGACACUCUGAGAAGAUGGUGUGGACACUCAGAGAUGAUGGUGUGGACACUCUGAGAUGAUGGUGUGGACACUCUGAGAAGAUGGUGUGGACACUCUGAGAAGAUGGUGUGGACACUCAGAGAUGAUGGUGUGGACACUCUGAGAAGAUGGUGUGGACACUCUGAGAUGAUGGUGUGGACACUCUGAGAAGAUGGUGUGGGCGCCAAGACAGAAAAGGGAAAAAGUGGACAAUUGUUUUGUUUGCACAAAGUCUGGACAUUUUUACUCCUUUGGUAGAAAAUGUGGUGUGUCUUUCUUGUCUCCUGUGGCUGAUUUCCUUUCAUGUCCUGUCUGCUUCCUGGGGGCGUGGCCUUCUCCACGUUGGAACAUGACCUUUGAACCUCCAGCACCUUAUUAAAAUCAUUUGAUGAAUAAUAUCAGUGCUUCUGCUUGACUUUCAAACACAAAAUGUUUCAUCUUGGGUUUUAUUUUUGA